This is a messenger RNA of Linum tenue, 687 nucleotides long. Lineage: Eukaryota; Viridiplantae; Streptophyta; Magnoliopsida; Malpighiales; Linaceae. The record is from the annotation of a GenBank genome assembly.
AUGUCGAACGCCACUGAAGCUCUCCAUCGCAGGCUGGCAGAAUUAUCGGAGUCGUUACUCGCCCAUCUCUCCGCUGCACCCUACGCACCACUUGAAGGUUCAUCCAUCUCUGUGAAAUUCGUCCUCCAGUCUCUCCUCCCCAAAUCCGCCGCCGGCGCCGCGGAAUCGCAGCUCCGGGAAUCAAUCAGGAAUUUCGUUCUGGCAUCGGCCUUGCUCGCCGCGUCCAAAUCCUCCGCUCACGAGUUGGUCGCGGAGUUGGCGCCGGAGGUUUUGCUGCUGUUGAAGGACAUUAUUAAGGAGAGUUCCAUUGAUAAAGGUACCGAUGGAGAUGAAGUCUCCGCCGCGUCGGCUAGGGCUCCGGUUGGUUUUGCUAUUCUUGCUGCUUAUCAGCUUAGAUGGUUUGUUACUAAGAUUGAUUAUUCGAACUUGAGGAAGCUAUGCAAUUUCGUGAUUCCAUGUGCAUUGACUGCUCUUGAUCAUUGGUCACCGGAGGGGCAAGGAAUGAUUUGCUUCAUUCGUCUAGGGAAGAAUGUGAAUGCUGCCGAAUUCGGUGUUUACCAGGAUGUUGUUCUUGAUGCUUGCUGCCAUAAUAUUGCAUCUGCUGAUGAGAUAUGGCAUCUUGUGGUGGAAAUCUCUGUGCUUCUGGUGUCUAGCAUCCGGCGAAGUAAUCCGAGAAGCCACUGGUAG